Lactuca sativa (garden lettuce) is the source of this 1146-nucleotide messenger RNA. NCBI's taxonomy places the organism in Eukaryota, Viridiplantae, Streptophyta, Magnoliopsida, Asterales, Asteraceae. The record is from RefSeq and is a predicted model, not a curated record.
AUGAAGCAUGAAACAGCUGUUGUGAUAGUAGGAGCAGGACCUGCGGGACUUGCAACAUCUGCCUGUCUCAAUCUUCUCUCUAUUCCAAAUGUCAUUUUGGAAAGGGAUGAUUGUUAUGCAUCUUUAUGGCAAAAGAAGGCUUACGAUCGUUUGAAGCUUCACUUAGCUAAAAACUUUUGUGAACUCCCUCACAUGCCAUUUCCAGUUUCAGCACCCACAUUUGUACCCAAAUAUAUGUUUGUUCGAUACUUGCAUGAGUAUGUUACUGAAUUCAAUGUGGAUCCAUUGUACAAUCGAAGUGUUGAGAGUGCAUGGUAUGACAAGGUUACAAAGAGAUGGAUGGUUAUAGCCAAAAACGGGGUUUCAGGUUUUGUGGAAGAGUAUGUCGGAGAGUUUCUAGUGGUGGCAACGGGUGAAAACUGUGAAGGAUUUAUCCCUAGUGUUAAUGGUUUAGAUAGCUUCACAGGGUCAAUCAUACACUCUAGUAAAUAUGAAAAUGGAAAGAAGUUUGGACGCAAAAAUGUUCUUGUUGUUGGUGCUGGAAAUUCUGGUAUGGAAAUUGCUUAUGAUUUGUUCAACUGGGGUGCCCAAACGUCAAUUGUUGUUCGUAGCCCUGUACAUGUCCUUACAAAGGAGCUAGUGCAACUCGGGAUGUAUUUACUGAAAUAUCUUUCGUGUAGUUUUGUGGAUAAAAUUGUUUUAAUGUUUAGUAAGUUGUUGUAUGGAGAUCUUUGUAAACAUGGAAUACAAAGGCCAACAAAAGGGCCAUUUUAUCUUAAACGGGAAACUGGAAGAUCACCCGUUAUUGAUGUUGGAACAGUUGCAAGGAUCAAAACCGGAGACAUUGAGGUAAUGAAGUCAAUUGAAGAGAUAAAAGGUGAUCAAAUCAAGUUUUCAAAUGGUCAAGAGAAACGAUUUGAUGCCAUAGUCUUUGCUACUGGUUUUACAAGCAAUGUGAGGAAAUGGCUUAAGCAUGAUGGAGGGUUGUUUAAUGAAAAAGGAAUGCCACAUCUUAAGAGCCCGAAUCGUUGGAAAGGGGAACAUGGUCUUUACUGUGUAGGAUUUGCAAGUGCUGGAUUGUUCGGUAUUUCAAAUGAUGCAAAGAAUAUUGCUAAUGAUAUCUCCCAAAUUGUUAAAAAGAAGUAA